CUUAAAGAGCGAGCGAGCAAAAAGUAGCGCUUAGAAGCGGUUGCCAUGGCAGCUACGGCAUUUUCUCUACCGCUACCCCUCCCCGCCCUUAUGGGAUAGAACGCUUAACAACUGUACGGAGCGCGCCGAGCAACAAAAGACCUUGUUGGCAGGUGGGCGACGAAAUGCGCCUUUGCUCCAAGAUGGCAGGGCAAGAGCCAGAGCAAGAGCAAGGCUCGCUGGAGGGGCAGCUGCAAUCUGGAAGAUUUCUGGUUACGGAGGUGCAGCAGCAUUCUGAACCACCAAUAUCCACUGCUGAACGACCAAAGGCAAAAUCCCAAAUCCUUCAAGUUGUAUUGUCCAUGGAUGAGGCACCAGAACCUACUAUUGAGAAGACAUCGGAACCUGCCAUGGAGGAGGCACCAGAAGCUACCCAGUCAGCAUCUGAGGUUAAUCCUCCGGUUCCCCCUUUGGAAACUCUUGGAACUUUGCUCACUCAGCAACAUCAGACAGGAGUUGAAUUUCCACGUGGUUUGGUCAGAUCAGCAGAAACCCUUGUGAAGCCUCAAGGAGUGGUAUCUCAGGAAGUGGUGCCCCAACAAGUGGUGACUCCACAAGUGGCACCUCAAGGAACAGAACAACAAGCUGACCCACCUGCUAGUGCUUCUAUAGAGUUCUCAGAUGAGUCCAUGCCUGUGAUAUAUCAAGAUCCCUUUGAGGUUUCAAUUAGGUACAUGGAGAAGCAUAAUAUUCUGCAGAUAUUUCAGGAGAUCACUGAAAAUCUUGUGUAUGAGAAGCCUGAGAAUCCAUUAGAAUUCAUGUUGAAACAGGUUCAGACUAUGAUAAGUAGGAAAGGGCAUGAAGAAUGUGAAAGGCAAAAGCCGCUGUAAACGAGAAAGACCUGAAAGCGCAAGGCACUCUCCUUGGACACUGUCGUGGGUGGAACAAGUUCCUGUGCUGCUGUCCUGCAUGCUCUGUCUAUGCAAAUUCUAUAGAUUUGAACACUGUUGGUGGUAACUGAUUUCUUCCAGUAGAGGUGUUGUGCUGGGUUAUCUGGGAGGAUAGAAAGUACAUAGGAGCACAGAUGGUCACAUGUCUUUUUGGAAGCCACUGAGGCACUCUACAUAAAUACUGUCUAUCCAAUAUGAAGGCAGUAAUCCUAAAGGGGUCUUCACACCUGCUGACUAUCAUAGUAAGAGCUGAUCUACACAUCCUGCAGUAUCGGAUUGUGCUGUUCUCACUGGACUGGCCCAUUUCAGAUCACAAGUAGGGGUUUACAUGUUGAAUGCUUCCCUUUGGAAAAAUAAACCCUUCCUGCACACAGAAAGCUAAAAUUUUGGAAAGAAUUGUACUAUGGUAGCCUUUGGCCUGUGAGACCAGUUUCAUAUGUAUGAGGAAAAUUAUUUUUUCCCAUGCAGGAUCAUUCAGGCACGUAAUUCAGGUACUCACUGACUGUAGUAAUACACCCCAGAAAAAAUUGCAUCACAUGAUCCAGCUGCAGGUGUACAUCAACUGGAAUAUUUGCAAGUAAAUAGUCUCAAGGUCAAUACGCAAGUCUCCAACAGUUAAGGAAUAUGUCUUCCUAACAUUUCACUUGAUCCACAGCUUAGUUUAGUAAAAGUACUUAGAUUUUGAGAUUUUUAGUUGUAGUGAUUAUGAUGGGACUACAUAGUUGUGAAUUAGGUGUAAUUAACUUGGCAACACUUCUAAGUGAAGUCUUAAUAAUUUAAAACGAGGCUUUGCCCGACUUUGAAUUAAAGUCCAUGUGCUAGAACUUAACUGGAAUUCUGUUUGUUAGAAAAAAAAUAUUUGCAGUUUCUGACUGAGUCUGUUGUAGGGUGCUGUAAAUGAGAACCCAUUUAUCUGAUUCAUUUCUAUGCUGGCACCAAAAAAUUAAAAAUCUACCUCAGGCUCAGAUCAACUGGUCAAGUUUAAAAUUCUUUUUGUGAUGUCAGUUGCUGUAAGAAAGCUGAACUUAAAAUGCAUGGCUACUUGCAGUUGUCUAAUUUGCAAUAUAUUCCCCCAUUCUGGCUAUUAUUUUUGUGGUGGGAGGUGGUGGUCUAUUGAGUCGUCAUAGUAAGUAGACUCAGAAUGAGAGGUUUGUUUUUACAGCAGCCAUGAGAUCAGUUGUCCUGAAUUGGUUUCUUAGGAAUUCCAGAAUUCUUUCUCAGAUGGUAAGAGACCUCUUAAGGCAGAGAUGGAGAACUUGUGACCCUCCAGAUGUUGCUGGACUCCACCUCCCAUCAGCCCCAGCCAACAUGAUGGGGGAGGAUGGGAGCUGAAUCCAAAGGGUCACAGGUUCCCCACCACUUCCUCACAAAAUACUAGAAAACCUAGGUUAAAGUUUAGGUAGUCUUAUGCCCAUCAGAAUUCAGUUUAAUCCAAGCUUCACUUAGUGUUUCUGCUGAUGGGAUUAAUGGUCCAGAGAAAUCUUUUUUGUACUUUGCUGGUUGCAAAACGAUGAUUUUCCUGAUGUUUUCGUAAUGUACAGGGACCAAACAGCAUACAUUCAGAUUUAAAUUGUUGUUAGUUUUUAGGCCAAGAAUUGGUGGGUGGGUUUUUGCUGAAGUUUUGAUAGACUUUUAAAAUAGUUCUGAUUUUCUAAGCAAUAUUGAAUUGUCAUCUGUGUACAACCACUGAUCAUGUGCAACAUAAAGGCUCUGAUUCUGUUAAAUAAAUUUCUU
Molecule: messenger RNA, 2663 nt
Organism: Rhineura floridana
Lineage: Eukaryota; Metazoa; Chordata; Lepidosauria; Squamata; Rhineuridae
Gene: TEX55
Product: testis expressed 55
Exons: 4
Coding region: 165-869 (234 amino acids)
Cellular component (GO): nucleus
Source: RefSeq, a predicted model, not a curated record